UCAGUCAUUUCCCUCUUCUUAACAAAUCAUUCCCUCCCAUCCCACCCCAAACUCACCGCAUAAGAAAACCAUCCAAAUUUCCCUUUUUGGUUGAAUGACACAAAAUCAUCAGAAAACCAUCAUUCAGAACGGCAAAACCCCUCUGCAAACUUGCAUCAGAUUACUGUACUUCUGUUCUCGCAAUCGAAAUCCUAUUAUGGUGAAUUAGUAUAACCUACAACACAAUCUUCUCUGUAUUCUUCCUGCCGUUGCAAGCCCUGAAACCUGGAUUCUUUUGGAAAUGAUGAAUCCAUAAACGCCCAAAACCGCAGUUUUCAGUGUUUUCUUUUUUAUGUCCGUAGAGUAAUUUAAUCGAUUCGGGGUCUGGGAAUCGAUUUUCCGUGUUUCAUUUGAUUUUUGUUGUUAGAAAUGAGUAGCGGGCCGAAAAAGAGGAAUUUUCAGAUUGAAGCGUUUAAGCAUAAAGUGGUGGUGGAUCCCAAGUAUGCAGACAAGACUUGGAGGAUUUUGGAGCAUGCAAUUCACGAGAUUUAUAACCACAAUGCUAGUGGGCUGAGCUUUGAAGAAUUAUACAGAAAUGCUUACAAUAUGGUAUUACAUAAAUUUGGAGAGAAACUAUAUUCAGGACUUGUCUCGACAAUGACAUUCCAUCUGCACACAAUGUCCAAAUCUAUAGAGGCUGCCCAUGGUGCUUCAUUCCUGGAGGAGCUUAAUAUGAAAUGGAAUGAUCAUACUAAAGCACUGCAGAUGAUCCGUGACAUACUAAUGUACAUGGACAGAACUUUCAUCCCAAGCACUCACAAAACCGCUGUGCAUGAGCUUGGGCUAAAUCUGUGGAGGGACUAUGUGAUUCACUCUAGUAAAAUCCAGCCACGGCUUCUGAAUACACUUCUUGAUUUGAUACUUAGGGAACGAACUGGUGAGGUUAUCAACAGGGGGCUGAUGAGAAACAUAAUCAAAAUGCUAAUGGAUUUGGGGCCUUCAGUCUACCAAGAGGAUUUUGAGAAACCAUUUCUUGAAGUUUCAGCUGAGUUCUAUAGAGCAGAAUCUCUGGAAUUUAUUGAGUGCAGUGAUUGUGGGGACUAUCUGAAGAAAGCUGAAAGGCGUCUAAAUGAAGAAAUAGAGAGGGUGUCGCACUACUUGGACGCAAAGACUGAAGUGAAGAUAACCAAUGUCGUAGAGAAAGAGAUGAUAGCCAACCACAUGCCUAGACUAGUUCACAUGGAAAAUUCAGGAUUGGUAAAGAUGCUUCUUGAUGAUAAAUUUGAAGACUUGGGAAGGAUUUAUAACUUAUUUCGCCGGGUAGCUGAUGGUCUUUCUACAAUCAGGGACGUAAUGACAUCUCAUAUCAGAGAUACUGGCAAACAACUCGUUACUGAUCCUGAGAAAUCAAAGAACCCGGUGGAGUUUGUCGACACGCUCCUUGAUAAAAGGGAUAAGUAUGAUAGGAUCAUAAGCUUGGCAUUCAGCAAUGAUAAGACCUUCCAAAAUGCCUUGAAUGCUUCUUUUGAAUAUUUUAUCAAUUUGAAUCCUCGUUCUCCAGAGUAUAUAUCAUUAUUUGUGGAUGAUAAACUCCGCAAAGGACUGAAGGGAGAAAAAGAAGAAGACAUUGAGAUUAUUCUUGAUAAAGUGAUGAUGUUAUUCCGUUACCUCCAGGAGAAAGAUGUUUUUGAGAAAUACUACAAACAGCAUUUGGCAAAGCGACUGUUAUCAGGAAAAACGGUAUCUGAUGAUGCUGAGAGGAGUCUGAUAAUCAAACUGAAGACCGAAUGUGGGUAUCAAUUUACUUCAAAGUUAGAAGGCAUGUUUACAGACAUGAAGACCUCUCAGGACACUAUGCAAGGGUUUUAUGCAGCCCAUGCUGCUGAAUUGGGAAAUGGACCUACGUUAGUGGUCCAGGUUUUGACUACUGGAUCUUGGCCAACUCAAUCUAGCAUCACUUGCAACUUGCCAGCUGAACUGUCAGCUCUUUGUGAGAAGUUUCGAUCAUAUUACCUUGGUACCCAUACUGGUAGGAGAUUAUCCUGGCAGACUAAUAUGGGAACAGCUGAUCUGAGAGCAACCUUUGCGAAUGGUCAGAAGUAUGAGUUAAAUGUUUCGACUUAUCAGAUGUGCGUCCUAAUGCUGUUCAACGAUACUGAUUCUCUUAAUUAUAGGGAGAUUGAGCAGGCCACUGAGAUUCCCUCGUCUGAUUUAAAACGUUGUCUGCAGUCUUUAGCAUGUGUAAAAGGGAAAAAUGUGCUCCAGAAAGAGCCAAUGAGUAAGGAUAUAGGGGAGGAUGAUGCAUUUUCUGUUAACGACAAAUUUACCAGCAAACUUAGGAAGGUGAAAAUAGGAACUGUGGUUGCACAAAAGGAAACCGAGCCGGAAAAGCAAGAGACGAGACAGAGGGUGGAGGAGGACAGAAAGCCCCAGAUAGAGGCUGCCAUAGUCAGGAUUAUGAAAUCCCGGAGGGUAUUGGAUCACAACAACAUCAUUGCCGAGGUCACAAAGCAAUUGCAAUCUCGGUUUCUGGCGAACCCCGGGGAGAUUAAGAAGCGAAUAGAGUCCCUUAUUGAACGAGAUUUCUUGGAAAGGGAUGAUUCGGAUAGACGAUUAUACCGAUAUCUUGCCUGAAGAAUUAUGUAUCAGGUAACUUGUUUCUCUGUUUAGCUUUUGCUGUGGAAUUGUAACUGAUUGACCGUCAUCAAACACAUCUUUAUUUCUGCAGGAUAUAUUUGUGCUGGCUGAACUUUCAUCUAUUUUUUUCUCAGUAUUGGUUUAAAUUAGAUAAAGACACAAGAAGAGAACACAUUUCUUAAAUUUGGUAUGUAUCAUUAAAUUUCCACUGAUC
Messenger RNA from Sesamum indicum (sesame), 2830 nucleotides. Lineage: Eukaryota; Viridiplantae; Streptophyta; Magnoliopsida; Lamiales; Pedaliaceae. The record is from RefSeq and is a predicted model, not a curated record.